UCCUUCCCCUCCCCGAGGUAGAGAAGGGCCUAGGCAAAUCCCUUGAGGCGUCCCUGCAGCAGGGACCCCUCGGAACCGCAGCGAGAGAGAUGCAGGAGCCGGCCGGGGUGAGCGUGCCCAUGCUCCGGCCUUCCGCGGUCUUCUGAGGGGUGCAGAGCCCGCUCCACCCCGGCGGCGCAAGCCUCUCCGCAGCAGCCCUUCCCUGGCUCAUCUUCCCGGCCCCACUAGGAGCGCGUGAAUGCGGUGAAAAUAAAGAACCUCGAUGUUCGGAGAUGAAAAGCAGUCUCUUUUUUUUUUACAACCCGCUGAGCUCUCUUCCUUUGCGCCUCAGACCGGCUAGAAGCUGCUCGAGGAGAGAAAGACGGGGUGACCCGAGAGGCCGCUUGCCGGCUCGCCCCGGCCGGGGCCGCCAGCGCAGUUACCCGUCCGGGCGCGAGCCGCCGCCGCCUGCUGCUCCUCGGCUGCCGUCGCCUCCGCUCUGCAGCACCGCCCGCGCUGUCGCCCGCUCCCGCCUCCGCCUCCUCCUUGGCCCCCGCAGGACCCGUACGCCACGGCCCGGGGUGGAGGAGAGCGCAGGGAAAUCGCCAAGGAAGCCAGGCAAAUUCCCGAGGGCCGGCUGGGAGCCCAGCGUCCGCGAGGUCGGCACUGCGGGAGUCCGACUCCUACUCUCCUGGCCCAGCCUGGGUGCAACCGUCCCCGCGCUCGCCGCUGCCGCCGCUGCCUCCGCUCGUAUCCGCGCUCGGCUCCGGCACCGGGCGAUUAUCACUGGGGCGCGCGGUGACGUCACCCGGACACCGGCUCCGCCGCCUCCUCCCGGAGGUGUCUGUCCUUGAGAACUGAGGGGCACGCGCACCGCGUACACGCGCACUCACGCACCGCGCGACCCGUGCCUCCCUCGCACACGCUCGGCGUCCCGCUCCGCGCGCUCCUCGACUCACGGACGCAGCCCUCGAACACCUUCGAUUGUGCCCGGCGCCCGGAGGUCACACGUAUGCGGAGAAACCGCUUCUCCUACACUCUCGAACCGCUCAUACUGUCCUGCCGCACCACCCAUGCAAAAGCUACUCCCGCAGCCCACGGACCACAGCUCCUCGACACCCACCAGCCACACCCCGCUGUGCAGCGAACACACUAUGCCUGCCUCACAGCAGCGGCGGGUCCUUCCAGAAUAACCAACCACUCAACACAGUGGCUCCCGCGCCCCUCUCUCCUGAGGGAAAGAAAUGUGUCCCAGCCUCCUGCUGACGGCCUUAUAUGGAGGAGAGAGUUAGACGUCCCCCCCCAACCCCCAUCAGAGACUGCUCCCCUCUUUCACCCUUUCUUAGCUGGGUAGUGAGUCCUUGCCUACAGGGAUGGGAGCACAGUCCACACUUCACAGCUGAUUGCAAACGGAUCUACUCCUUGCAGCCUAUUGAAGGGUGGCUAUUCUGAUCUGGUGGUCCUUUAGGGCUAGGGAUCAACGGCUUUCCCCAAACGCCACUCCAGGCCUCCCAAGCGGCCUUUGUUCCUGGUGCAGACUGGAGAAACUGCGCAGAAGCAGGCAGGCCUCUGGCCCCUUAUUUUUUCCUCCCUGGGCCAACCCAACCAUUGAGCCAUCUGCCCUCCAGCAAAAGCUAGGUGACCCAGGGUAAAGAUUCUGCCGUCCUUCCUUUCCAACCUUCUCCAGCCCUGCGGGAACUCCGAAGACACUCUGCUGGGAAGGAGGUGAUCUCGGAGAUCGCAUGCUACUCCUGGAAGAUCCUCAGAGAGUCGGGACACGUCUCCUCUUCCAAUCCACAAUCCUUCCCUUUUCAGGUGUCAGUCGCUACUGGCGCUGGAGAACCCCCACUUACACAGCCAGCAUAAGCCCACCUUUGCUUAUGCCCAACCCCAAACCAAGGAAACUACCCACGGCCUGCCAGCUCCGGUAGCCCCAGGGACACUGACUAAGGGCUCAAGACUGAAGGAUCUAGACUCCCGAGCAGAGUCUGCUUCUCGUUAAGAGUCAGCCCCGCCUGGCCAGCGGUCCCUCACUCUACAGUGUACUGGGGCAGGUCCCCAGGACGGUCCAAGACUUGGCAGCGCGGUCGAGGACCCCAAAGCUACAGGGUCUGCUGUCCAUGGUGUUGAAAGCAUAGCCUGCAAGAACCUCUUCCCAUCCGCAGAAUAAAAGGCGCUCCCAGGACCGCAGACACUUUACCUUCCCUCAGCCUCACCCUCUGGUUUUUUGUUUUGUUUUGUUUUGUUUUGUUUUGUUUUGUUUCCCAAUGGUCUAAGACAUCUCGGCUUCUAGCCUACCCAGAGCUUGUUCUAUUUGGAGGGCUUGCGGGGGAUGGGAUGGCAUUCCCAAGAGCCUCGGGUUUAGGAGCGCGCUUGCUACGGGGCCGGCUCCGCACCGUGACUCCUCAAAGACCAGUUCCCUUCCCAAGCCAAGGACCUCCCCUUCGGCCUCCCCUUACUAUUUAUGGGAGAUAUUUACACCAGGCCAGAGAGUGGUGCUUGGGGAGUCUGGAGCUGCAUCCCUUCCAGGGCUCAGACCAAGUUUAUUUUUCGCAUCUCUGCCGAAACAUGCCUGAGCUUUUUCUCCUGAUACUUCUAUGCGUUCAAUCCCGAGCACCAGUUAGGAUCCCUGGCUCUCUUUUUCCAAUUCCCUGCGUCCUGCCUCCUGGCCUGGUGGGCUGGGGGAAGGGCUGUCCUAGGCGUGGGGGUGGAGCUGCCUGUGCUUUGAGAGAAGGAAAGCCCACCCCAAGCAUUCCGCUGCCUGUUCUUCUUAGUCCUCCCCGUAGGGACCUUUUUGGUGACCCUGGAACCUUCAGAGGUUCCGUAAAAGUCAACUUACUGAUGCUGGGCCUUGGCUCAGGUUUGUUCUCCCUUGCACUCCGUAUGGCCCAUUUCACCUCUCCACGAUCCUUCUUUCCGGCGCAGCUGCCUCUCCCCAGCACACUGCAAUUUUGUGUUUGUGGAUUUAUUUAUUUGCUAGCUCCUAGCCUUAGAGAGCACCGUGGACAGAGCUCAAAUGAAAACUCUGGAGGUGAAACUCAGCUUGGUCCAGGGUCCCUCAGAAGCUCCACCAAGGCCUUCAAUGUUGCUUGGACUUGGAAUGGCCAGGUAACAGCAGGCUGGGAUGGGAGUGGGGAAGGAAGGAGGAUUAAAAACAGGGCUGUCCAGGGAGGGACAAAGAAUGAGGGAUCCAGGCUGAUCUUCUGGCCUGUGGUGGCGGGAACGGGCCUUUUGUUCCUCAGGGUCCAGCCUUUUGGCCUAGUGGAAUAUCCUUGGCUAUGUUCUAAUACCCCCGUGAAUCCUGUGUUUCCAGGUUCUCUGAGCCCCCAGGCCCCACCAGAGGGAGCCCCUGCAUGA
Messenger RNA from Onychomys torridus (southern grasshopper mouse), 3336 nucleotides. RefSeq lists its product as uncharacterized. The record is from RefSeq and is a predicted model, not a curated record. NCBI's taxonomy places the organism in Eukaryota, Metazoa, Chordata, Mammalia, Rodentia, Cricetidae. The coding region runs from base 2317 to 3336 and encodes 339 amino acids. The transcript has 3 exons.